UGACGCUGCAGUGGUGGUGCGCUACUCAUGCUGACAGCAGCGAUUCUUUUUGUUGCAGUUAUCAUUAUUAUUUUCUCGUGAUUCUUCUCCUCCGUCAUUCUUUAAAGAGCUGCCGUUAUAAAGGCCUGACAGGGGAGAAAUCCACCUGUGACAUCAAGAACAAGAGAGGUGUGCUGGAGCAGCUGGACUUUCCUCUCUGCUUCCUACUGGCUCGUGACACACCGCAGGGAUGGGCGUCGACUACCUCAGCUUUGGCUACGCUGCGGCGGUGACCGUGGGCGGGAUAGUUGGAUAUGUCAAGGCUGGCAGCAUACCAUCCCUUGGGGCUGGCUUAUUGUUUGGCUCUCUGCUUGGCUUUGGUGCCUACCAGCUGAGUGAGAACCCAAACAACUACUACCUGACCCUUGGCACCAGCACAGUACUUGGGGGCAUCAUGGGCAUGCGCUUCCUGAACUCUGGAAAAUUUAUGCCAGCAGGCUUGAUUGCUGGAUUGAGCUUGGCCAUGAUAGGGAGACUGGGGGCAAGGGCUGCAGGACUCACAGGCACCAAGAUGCAAUAGUUUUAUGUACCUAUCCAAAAGUAUACAUGAUGAAUGUUAACAACUUUGGUAAUAGACUUCAUUGAUAAUAUUUUACCUUGAGCAUACCCUGUAAGCUUGCACAUAAUUAUUAAACAAAAAAUAAAAAAAUCUCA
Eriocheir sinensis (Chinese mitten crab) is the source of this 693-nucleotide messenger RNA. Its product is annotated as transmembrane protein 14C-like. Gene Ontology annotation, biological process: regulation of heme biosynthetic process. The coding region runs from base 230 to 559 and encodes 109 amino acids. NCBI's taxonomy places the organism in Eukaryota, Metazoa, Arthropoda, Malacostraca, Decapoda, Varunidae. The record is from RefSeq and is a predicted model, not a curated record. The transcript has 4 exons. Gene Ontology annotation, cellular component: mitochondrial membrane.